AUGAGCGUGGUAGGGUACUUGAAGGAUGUCAGCGAACCCGAGAACUACCACGAGCUGUACGAAGGGAGGACAACAGUAGGUCGAGCUGAUGGAAAUGACAUCAAGAUCCUCAGCCGCUCUGUCAGCGGUCAGCAUGCAGCGUUGGAGAUCGAUCUGUCGACCAGACCACCAAGAAUGGUGUUGCAAGACUUAGGGUCGAGGAAUGCCACGUUUCUCAACGACAUUCGGCUUGUCAGCGUAUCGCGGCCGUUCGAGUGGAACGACACAGUUCGCUUCGGCUACGACACGUGCACCUACCGCCUCGUCGAGACUCUUGAGCAGCAGCCGCCACGAGAGCGCAAGCAUGAAACCUCCGUCUCCGCACACCUGCUUCCUCCUGCUGGGAUCCCUUCCGUCACUGAGAUGGACCUCAAUCGAUCCGUCCGCUCUGUCUCCUCCCCUCCGAGGGAUGCGCGACGUGGCAACAGGAACGAGCCAGACGGGCUGGUGGAAGUAGCACAGGACAUACCGUACAGCAGGGACAGGCGGGAGCAGCAAGGCGACGGGCGAGGCGGGCAGAAGCGAGAAGAGUUUGAAGGCAUCGGGUUCCCAUCGGAGGAUGUGGAGGAGCCCAAGAGGGCGAAGCCCAAGGGGAGAAGCCGCUCAAACGAGCCGGCAGCGAGCUCAAGAGCGCCUGAGCGAGCAGAGGCCUUCGUGCGUCGACGAGAUGAGGAGGAUGAUUACGGGGGGAGAGACUACCUCCCCGAUGCUACCGACACCAAGUUGCUCGAGAAGAGGAUUCAAGAACUUGAGCGAAAUGCUGCGAACCCUCAGCGUGUUCAGCAGACUCAAGAAAUCGUCACAAGACAAGAAGAAUUUCACAACAAUCAUCAGACAGCGAUGAAUGCAAUGCCACAAGCAUUUGCGAGCGGCAACCUGAACUUUCAGACAAUUCCUGCUGCUCCUCGUUUCGCCAUGUCGUUAGGGAACAGCAAAGACAUCGAAGAGAUCAUUCAGGAGGAGGAGAAGAAGAUGCAAGCCGAGCUCGAGAAGAGGAGGAACGACUUGAAUCUGACGGGCAACUUCAACGGAAAAGAUGAGACUUUGACCGGCAACGUGAUGGACCACGGGGAUGAUAGAGAGUUGCAGAUCAAAGCAUUGGUCGCCCAGCUCAGCCAGAAGGAGCGGCAGCUAGAGGAGAUUCAAAGCGACGACCUUGCUCGGUGUCUGCUUGACACUCAGGACAACGAGGUCCAGCGACUAAGGAUGCAGUUGAAGGAGCUCAGUUCGGGUCACCCUGAGGCUUUCGACAACGUCAUCCUUGAUAGCAACUCAGAGUGCUUGAGGCUACGGAGAGAGAUUGACGAGCUCAAGUCUCGAGACUUGGAAGCCUCGAGGAGAUGGAGCGAGCAGCAGGCUCAGCUUGCGAGCUUCGCCUCCCGCGUGAAAGAGUUGGAGCUGCAGCUAGCUCGUCAGUGGGAUGCAGCUGAGGUCGAUGCAGUAGCACGAGACUCAGAGAUCAGAGCGAUGAAUGAGAGGAUGCAAGAGAUAGUCGGUUCCUCGGACCCUUCCAAGAUGCAAGCUGCAAAGUUCUUAGUGGAUCAGGUCACGGAGCAGGAGAAGGCCAUGAGGCUGCAGAAGCAGCACGUCAUGCAGCUGGAAGCGAGACUAAUGGAGCUCAAGUCAGAGAACGAGUUUCUUAAGAACCAGCUCGGGACCGAUGAAUAUGACAAGUCCAACUCCUCGUCUCUGCUGCGCCUCAAGGAUCAGCUCACCGAACUACGUGCACAGGGUUCGGUGCAGAGGGUGGCAGAGCUGGAGGAGACUCGAGAUCGUCUCUUCGUCGAUCUCCAGCUGGCAAAGGAGGAGAUCGAAGCCCUCAAGCAGACUAAAGAGAAGCUCGUCGAGACCGCGGAAUAUGUCAAGGAUGUCAAAUCAUCUAAUGACCAGGUACGGGCGUCAUACAUCAAGAGCCUGGAGGAGGAGAGGAUGCGACUGGAGAAGGAGAAGAGUGACUGGGAGCAGGAGGAGCAGGCGAAGAGGAUCGAACACUACGAGAUGAAGGAGGCAUUGAAUCGAGCGAGGCAGAGCAGGGGCAUGUACUCGCAACCUGAUCCCUUCCGAAACCAAGCGGGAACCGAGUAG
Messenger RNA from Guillardia theta CCMP2712, 2124 nucleotides. RefSeq lists its product as hypothetical. The transcript is spliced from 21 exons. Lineage: Eukaryota; Cryptophyceae; Pyrenomonadales; Geminigeraceae. The coding region runs from base 1 to 2124 and encodes 707 amino acids. The record is from RefSeq and is a predicted model, not a curated record. Gene Ontology annotation, molecular function: protein binding.